ACAGGGUCGGCUGCAGCGCUCCUGUGAUCCAGUAGAUGGCAGAACAGUGGAGCUUCUGUCCAUGGUGCUGAAGAUUCGGAUGUCUCUGUCCGGGGUGCUGAACUGCUCCGGGCUGCUGGGCUCAGUGUGAGGCUGCUGUCCCACUCAUCGGUCCGUUCCGCGGGGUUGGGCCGCGGCUGCUGCUGCCUGCAGUAACUGGAGAGCGUUACAGGGACCGUCUGUCUGCCAGUCAGGAGAUGUCGAAGCGGAGGGGGAGGGGAGGGUAAGCUCACUUUGAAGUGUUUCAGUGUGUUCCAUCAAACUUAAAAUGAGUUCAAAGGUCAGACACUGAGCCAACGGUGGACCAGGGAGAGCCAAUCAACCGUAGAGGACAGCCUCAGCAUCAAAAUGAGCCAAGACACUACAGAGACACGAACACGAACCCGCUCCAAAGGCAACAGGGUGUCGUCCGAACCUUUGGGGCAAGAGAUGAAGCAGGAGUUAAGCAGCAGCUGUCCCACCCUUGGAUGUGAUGGCAAAGGCCACGUCAGUGGAAGAUACUCACGGCACAGAAGCAUACUGGGAUGCCCGAUUGUGAAGAAAAGGAAGCUGGAGGAGGCUGAGGCUGAGGAAAACCACUCUGCUCCCAAGAGAAAGAACCAGCCUGCCACGGCAGAAGCAGAGGAAGGCUUCACAGCAGACAGCGACGCCGCUGAGGAGGAAGAGGAGGAGGCGCAGAAAGAAGAGGAAGAGGAGGAAGAAGAAGAUCUCAAAGAGAAGAAGAACAACAACACAAAAAGCAGACCAGAGUCGACAAAAACAGACUGUUCCCUGGUGACAACAGAGGGUACACAAACAGCAGUUUGUCCUCCAACGGAAGUUGGUAACAACCAAAGCCUCACCUCGGAGACUGAGAACCAAACGGAGCAGGACAACACUAGUGAGGAAGUCAGCCAUGAUCCUCAGCCGGAGGAAAGGAAGGAGCAGGAGGAGGAAGGUCAGCAGCUGACAAAGGACCAGUUGUCAGAGCAACCUGAAGAAGAACUUACUGAGCCUGAAGAAACAAAAGAAGAGAAGGACAAGGAAGCAGAAGACAUAAAGGAAGAGCAGCAAGAGAGGCUAAAGAAUAUCGUUGAAGAGAAGGUGAUAAAAAGACAUGUGAUGAGCCAGGAAAACUGUGAUCACCAAUACUCCAGUGGAGAUUACAACCAUCAGCCCAAAGAAUCUACAGAGGAGCAGAGGAAGAGGGAUGAAGAGGAGGAGGAAGAGGAGGAGGAAGAGGAGGAGGAAGAGGAGGAGGAAGGGGAGGGAGAGGUCCAUCAAGAGCUUGACACUCCUUACACUUUGAGUCCACACACUGAGGGCUGUGAGGCGGAGCUGUCACUCAGGGAAGAGAAGCUCAGCAGCCCAAUGACUGAGGAAGAGGAGGAGGAUGACGAUGAGAGAGAGGAAGAGGAGGAUGAGAGACAGGGAAAGGAAGUAGGCGAGGUGGUGGAGGAGGAAGAGGAGGAAGAAGAGGAAGAUGAGGACCGAGACUCCAGCAAAGCCUCUCCAACUACAGUGGUUAUAGAGGUUCGCUCUGAGGAGGAGGACGAGGAUGAAGAAGAGGAGGAAGAGGAAGAAGAGGAGGAGGAAGAGGAAGAGGAGGAGGAGGAGGAGGAGGAGGAAGGAGAGGAGCAGGACCAUGUCUCAGAGGGCUCAGGAAUCACUGACGACUCAGAGAACUGGGAUAUGACGCGGGGGAACCUGGGGCUGCUGGAGCAGGCCAUCGCCCUGAAGGCCGAGCAGGUGAGGGGGGGCCAGGAGGCGCGCAGUUCCCCGGACUACCAGCCGGACUACCAACCGGACUACCAGCACGACUACCAGCCAUACAGCAGCAGCUCCAGCAAGAGCUGCGAGGCUUCUGCUAUGACCCGCCGCACGCCGCAUUACAGCAAAGACAAGAAGGAGGUGAAGUGUCCAACCCCAGGGUGUGAUGGGACAGGCCAUGUUACUGGGCUGUACCCUCACCAUCGCAGUCUUUCUGGAUGCCCUCACAAAGACAGAAUCCCUCCAGAGAUCCUGGCCAUGCAUGAGAACGUCCUGAAGUGUCCCACUCCUGGCUGCACAGGCCAGGGCCAUGUCAACAGUAACCGCAACACACACCGCAGUCUGUCCGGCUGCCCCAUCGCAGCAGCCACUAAGCUGAACAAGAGCCAGGACAAGCAGGUUCAUUUACAGGCUUCAGCCAGCGAACCCUCUUCCAACUCGGACAGAGUGCUCAGGCCCAUGUGUUUUGUGAAACAGCUGGAGAUCCCUCAGUACGGCAGCUACGGGCCCAACACAGUGACCACCACGCCUCGAGCUAACCUGGCCAAGGAGUUGGAGAAAUACUCCAAGGUGUCUUUUGACUAUGCAAGCUUUGAUGUCCAGGUGUUUGGAAAGCGUAUGCUCAUUCCAAAGACACCCAGCAGCACUGAAACGUCACCCAAAGCCUUCAAAUCUAAAUCAUUCCCUAAGGCCUCUUCCCCCAGCCACAGUGUGUCAGGAGGCUUUUCUAAGAGCGCCUCAUCCUCAAGUAGUUAUGACUAUAGCCAAGAUGCAGAGGCAGCCCACAUGGCAGCCACAGCCAUCCUCAACCUGUCCACUCGUUGCUGGGAGAGACCAGACACCAUCAGCACCAAGCCCAGGGAGCCCUGCACCAAGGAGUCGGACAUUGAAGUGGAUGAGAACGGCACCUUGGACCUCAGCAUGAAGAAGACCAAGAGGGAUGAUGUGCAGCCUCCAGAGCCUUCCUCAUCCUCGUCUUCAUCCUCCCAACACAUGGGAGCCCCCUUGUCCCAGGGCCACACUCCGCCAGAGUGGGAGGGGCCACUGGACUUCACCAAACAAAGUGGAGUUAAAGAGGAAGACCACGCAGAGGUGGAAUACACGGCUCCCUCAUACACCUCAUCUGAUGGUGAGGAAGAGGACCAGGAGAACCUGGAGGACAGGAAGUACCCCGGUGAAGUCACCACCAGCAGCUCCAAGCUCAAGUUUCAACCCAAAGACAGCAAAAAAGACAUUCUUGCAUGUCCCACCCCAGGAUGUGACGGCAGUGGGCACAUCACUGGCAACUACGCAUCACAUCGAAGUCUGUCAGGCUGUCCUCUUGCUGAUAAAUCACUUCGGACCCUCAUGGCUGCCCACACAGCUGAACUAAAGUGUCCCACUCCAGGUUGUGAUGGAUCAGGCCACAUCACAGGAAACUAUGCUUCACAUAGAAGUCUGUCCGGAUGCCCUCGAGCCAAGAAGAGCGGGGUCAAAUCCACCCCCACCAAGGACGACAAGGAAGACUCUGAGCUGUUGAGGUGUCCAGUUCCUGGCUGUGACAGUCUGGGCCACAUCAGCGGGAAGUAUGCCACGCACCGCAGUGCCUACGGCUGUCCGCUGGCAGCCCGCCGGCAGAAGGAAGGUCUCCUUAACGGCACUCCCUUCUCCUGGAAGGCCUUCAAGAAUGAGGGCCCAACGUGCCCAACGCCAGGCUGCGAUGGCUCCGGCCACGCUAACGGCAGCUUCCUGACACACCGCAGCCUGUCAGGUUGCCCCAGAGCGUCGGCCAACAAGAAGAGAUCCAAAUUCCCCGGAGACGAGUACAUAACUGCUAAGUUCCGUGCCAGUGAUGUUUUGGACAACGAUGAGGACAUCAAGCAGCUCAACCAGGAGAUCAACGAGCUGAGCGAGUCCAACUCUGAGAUGGAGGCCGACAUGAUCAACCUGCACACUCAGAUCUCUUCAAUGGAGAAGAACUUGCAGAGCAUGGAGGAGGAGAACCAACAUAUCGAGGAGAGGAAUGAGGCGUUGUUCCUUGAGCUGUCGGGACUGAGUCAGGCCCUGAUCCGCAGCCUGGCCAACAUCCGGCUGCCCGCCAUGCAGGAGCCGCUGUCAGAGCAGAAUUUGGACAGCUAUGUGGAAACCCUGACCCACAUGUUCACCAAUAAAGACUGCAACCAGAACCCGGAGAACCGGGCUCUGCUGGAGUCCAUCAACCAGGCGGUGAAGGGCAUCGAGGUGUGACAGACGGGAGGAACGCAGGGCAUUGCCGUGACCACAUCAAUCUUUCUUUCCAAACCCUUUAGAUACUGUAUGUAAUUAAUUCUUCUCGUUUGGAACUUUGUCAUCUGUUCUAUGCAUUAGUUUGCUGUUUGCAUGUAUCUUUACGAUGGUAUGAGCGUGAACAGGUUAGGGUGUGGAUGUCAAGUGUGCUAGCACACUGGAAUUACACAGUUACUGUGAGCAAGGUAUCCACAGACAGGUACAGCGUGCAGAACAAAGUCAGGAUGCAGUAUAGAGCCUGAGUUAGUUAGUGAACACACCCCGUCUCCACUCAAUAAUGUUGAUAGUAUUCUAUAUGAAUAUAGUGAUGUUGCACAUCCAGGACUAGUUUAUAGAUUCAUUCUUACUAUUGCUGUGUUACUGUUUAAGUCCUUUUGCAAAUGUUGGUUUAAUAACGUAUUCAUUCAUGUCUGCUGUAUUAUUUUUUAUGUCAACCUAUUUAUGAUUCAUUACCUAUUUAUUAUUUUUUAAGUUAUUUUCAAAAUGCUACCUGAGAAGAUUUUAAAUGGUAACAAAGAGAAGGAAAUCAUUUCCUCUGCAUUGUUGAACAAAGAGGAAAUAUUUUAAGAUAUCACUAUGAAUUGUUUUAUAUAUCUUAUUAUUUAUUGAAAAUACUGGGAUCUUUUUAAGUGCAAAUAUUUUGUAACUGAAAGUUUUUUAAUAAUUUUCUAAAGAUUUUCUUUUUUUUGGUGCUUCUGUUUAUAUGAUUUCCCUUUUUAUUUUCACAAACUAUUUUGAGUACAUUGCAAUACACCGGGAAUAUUGAGCUGCACAUAUUUGGUAUUUAUUUGGUGAUGAAGAAAAAAGUGAUUGUGAAUAUUUAUUUUGUAUUGUCUCUGUGUUAAUUAUGGCUGUGUCUGAAUAAGUCUAAGUUGCUUUUAAAAUAAAGGUUAACCCACAGUGAA
Messenger RNA from Etheostoma cragini (Arkansas darter), 4958 nucleotides. Its product is annotated as myelin transcription factor 1-like. The record is from RefSeq and is a predicted model, not a curated record. The transcript has 23 exons. Gene Ontology annotation, molecular function: zinc ion binding; DNA-binding transcription factor activity, RNA polymerase II-specific; RNA polymerase II cis-regulatory region sequence-specific DNA binding. Gene Ontology annotation, biological process: regulation of transcription by RNA polymerase II. Gene Ontology annotation, cellular component: nucleus. Bases 388 to 4014 code for a protein of 1208 amino acids. NCBI's taxonomy places the organism in Eukaryota, Metazoa, Chordata, Actinopteri, Perciformes, Percidae.